Molecule: messenger RNA, 2098 nt
Organism: Lactuca saligna
Lineage: Eukaryota; Viridiplantae; Streptophyta; Magnoliopsida; Asterales; Asteraceae
Source: the annotation of a GenBank genome assembly
GUCCUUUAAAAAAAUGUCUUUUUUUCAUUGUAUCGAUUAAAGUAAGGAUUUUUUUUUCUAAAUUAUAAUAUACAAACUAGUUCUAACCUAUUUGGAUUAAAAUUCCUUGUUUAUAAGAAAGAACAAGAAAAUGUUAAAGAAUACUUCUUCAAUCCUAUAUAAAAAACUGAGAGCAGGUCCUUCAGGUUGAACAGUCUUUGUUAUGCAACUAAACGAAAGUGAAAUAAUGGAUUCCCGGGAGACGGAACCGGAACCGGAACCAUGGUUGCUCGAAAACGGCGCCGUCAACCGGCUAACCAGAGAGUCCAGAAACGGCUUUGGACAUAGUCGGACUGCUCACAACCUGUCCUCCUCCUCCCUUCGUAAAAAGUCCGAUUUGUCCCUCAUCUCUACACUUUCAUCUUCAUCUCUCAGGAAUUUCCUUGGCAACCUCCAGGAGGUCAUUUUGGGAACUAAAUUAUCGAUUCUUUUUCUCGCCGUCCCACUCGCCGUCGCCGCUCAUUACUUCCGGUUGUCACAGGCAUGGAUUUUUUCGUUGAGUUUACUUGGAUUGAUUCCGCUUGCUGAGCGUGUUAGCUUUCUAACGGAGCAAAUAUCAUUCUAUACCGGCGCAACAGUGGGAGGGCUAUUAAAUGCAACAUGUGGAAAUGCAACGGAACUUAUCAUAUCAAUAUUUGCAUUAAUACAACACAAAGUGGAUAUUGUCAAGUACUCUCUUUUGGGUUCCAUCCUAUCCAACUUACUUCUCGUUCUUGGAUCCUCUCUCCUUUUCGGUGGCAUCACAAAUCUUUCAAGGGACCAAAAAUUUGAUAGGAAACAAUCAGAUGUGAAUAUAUCUCUACUACUUCUAUCUUUACUUUGCAAUGCAAUGCCCUUGCUAUAUAAACAUGCUGUUUCACCUGUUGAUUUGGUAACUGUGACAAAAGCAACAUUAAAUUUGUCAAGAGCCACUAGCAUUAUCAUGCUCCUUGCUUACUUUGCUUACCUUUCCUUUCAACUAUGGACUCACAACCAUAUCUUUGAACCACAAGAGGAUGAGGCCAAGGAUGACAAGGCGAUUGGGCUUUGGAGUGGCAUAUUUUGGCUAAUUGGAAUGACGGCCGUUAUCGCAUUGUUGUCUGAAUAUUUAGUUGACACUAUUGAGGCGGCAUCAAAUUCAUGGGGAAUGCCAUUGAGCUUCACUAGCAUCAUUUUGCUACCAAUUGUGGGAAAUGCAGCUGAGCAUGCUGGAGCUGUCAUCUUUGCUUUGAAGAACAAGCUGGAUAUAACUCUGGGCGUGGCACUAGGUUCCGCAACUCAAAUUGCUGUUUUUGUGGUCCCACUGAGUGUAAUUGUUGCAUGGAUAAUUGGUGUGAACAUGGAUCUUGAUUUUAGUCUUCUUCAAACCGGAUCACUUUCUCUAGCAAUUUUAGUCACAGCCUUCACGUUGCAGGAUGGGACUUCUCACUACCUUAAAGGGGUGGUUCUGUUGCUGUGCUACAUAGUUAUCGGGGCAAGUUUUUUCAUCACCGAUUUCCCUAAUGAGGACAUGGAUAACAAUAUGGGUGUGGGACUUGAAUCAUCAAAACUACAAAUCUCUAGAUGUUCUUCUAAGCAGGGGCGGAGACAGUACAGGGACUACCAGUUAAAAAUCAUCGGCAAUUGGCAAAGGGACUAUAUUGCAAAUUACAUUGGCCUCACUUUCUUUUACAAACUUCAAAGUCAAAUUGAUGAAGCCAAGAAGAUGAUGACAGCCAUGAAAGAUGCAGGAUACGAACCCGAUAACAUAACCUACAGCCAAUUAAUCUUUGGUCUAUGUAAAGCCCGAAGACUAGAAGACGCAGCCAAGGUGCUCGAUGAAAUGCAAGCAAAUGGUUGCAAUCCUGACAUCAAGACAUGGGCGAUUCUAAUCAAGGGACAUUGUUCAGCCAAUGAAGUUGACAAAGCUCUGAUCAUUUUCGCCAAAAUGAUUGAGAAAGGUUGCGAGGCUGAUGCGAACCUUUUGGACGUUUUGGUAAAUGGGUUCUUGAGUCAAAACAAGGCUAUUGAAGCACACCAGGUGCUUGUUGAAAUGAUUGAGACAAGACAGGUGGGUGAAACCAUGACAGGCGACCUAUAA